Messenger RNA from Chaetomium fimeti, 781 nucleotides. RefSeq lists its product as uncharacterized. The record is from RefSeq and is a predicted model, not a curated record. NCBI's taxonomy places the organism in Eukaryota, Fungi, Ascomycota, Sordariomycetes, Sordariales, Chaetomiaceae. Bases 203 to 604 code for a protein of 133 amino acids. The transcript has 3 exons.
CUUAAUGAAUUACGCUUGGUUAAUGCCGGGAUAUCGAUUGAUGACCUUGAAGUGAACACUGGCCUCUUUUGUCAUUGAUGGUCUCAUCUGGGUUGAGUCGGGUAUUUCAGGGCUGUGAUCGGAAUUCUCACGACAACGAAAGCCGGCCCGGUCUUCUUUGGGCUUGGUCCAAAUCCGCAACGCGCGCUUUGCGAAAAGCAACAUGUCGACUCCGCAGAGACUCAAGACGGUUCGCCGCCUACAGACCAUUAUGGGAACGGCGUAUGCCGGCCUGGGCACCUGGUGUCUGUUCCACCCUCAGUCGGUCAUUGCGCUCGGUUUCGCACCCAAAUAUGUCGCCAUGUCGAAUGCCACUACCGAUCUCUUUGCGCGAUGCUUUGGUGCCCAAGCCAUGACAUGCGGCUUGCUCUUGGGCACUUCUGAAAUGACUGCCUGCAGCUUUACCGCGUUCGGCUUAGCCAUGAUACCGUACAUCGGAUGGAACUUUUGGUUCGGUGUCGGCCCAGCCAAGGGCAUGGUCAACAAGUUGAUGUGGUUGGAUUUUGUUGGAAAUAUGUUCUUUAUGGGCGGGUCGCUUUGGUGUGCGAAAGUGCUGAGGGAGUGAGGUUAAUGAUGCGUGGUUGCUGUGUCUCUCGACUCAAUUUCCUUGUCAGAUACGAAUACCUUCGUGACGUGGUUUGGUAAUUACCCCAUCGUCGUCGGGCAACAGACGGAGUGGCGCUGAAACCCCACCAAAGCCACCGCGGAGAGCGCGGGGAAGGUUUGGGGAAGAAACACAAAA